Molecule: messenger RNA, 1452 nt
Organism: Ascochyta rabiei
Lineage: Eukaryota; Fungi; Ascomycota; Dothideomycetes; Pleosporales; Didymellaceae
Product: chloride channel
Exons: 3
Coding region: 1-1452 (483 amino acids)
Molecular function (GO): zinc ion binding; oxidoreductase activity
Source: RefSeq, a predicted model, not a curated record
AUGGGUCUCUACGCAACUGUAGAGGGGAGAAUGCUUCUUGGCGCUUGUGCAGAGGCCAACAACAAGAGAGCGUGUGAUGGGGCACGAACGCUCCCAACGACAUGGAGUCACGCCCCAUUCGAACAGACCCUCCUUCCACGAAGAGGGGCAACGCCAGGACCGAGGUUUGCUUCACUAUUUCAUCAUGGUCAUCUCACGUCUUUUCAUCUCUUCGUCUUCGUCUUCUUCUUCGUCUUUGACUUUGCUUCCACUGCACUGUCGUCUUCUUCCCUCCUUUGCAAACUCAACUUCGCUUCCACUGCACUGUCGUCUUCUUCCCUCCUUUGCAAACUCAACUUCGCUUCCCACUUCAACAUGGCCGACGACAAGCUUCAGACGUACGAUAUCCCCAAGACGUGCAAAGGUGGCGUAGUCGUCAACGAAGGCCCAGACUUCCGUGUGGAAGUUCAGGACGUUCCCACGCCGGAGCCAGGACCCACCGAAGUAUUGAUCAAGCUCAACGCGACUGGCAUCUGCUAUAGCGAUAUCCAUUUCAUGCUCAACGAUUGGGCGCUACCGAAGAUGUCUGCACUGGGCACAAAGUGCGCUGGCCACGAAGGCGCUGGUGUCAUUGUCAAGGUGGGAGAUCAAGUGAGGACGCUCAAGCCUGGGAUGCGAGCUGGGCUCAAGCCCAUCCAAGACACGUGCGGCGCGUGCGAGCUUUGCCGCGGUGGUCAAGAAUGCUACUGCGCGAGUGCGGUGUCCACCGGUCUGAUGUGCGAUGGCUCCUAUCAGCAGUACGUCGUCUCGCCCGAACGCUACACAACCAUCAUCCCCGACGGCGUCAGCGACUACAUCGCCGGUCCCAUCAUGUGCUCUGCCUCGACCAUCUACACGUCGAUCAGGGAGUCUGCACUGAAGCCCGGAGACUGGGCUGUGUUCCCAGGGGCAGGUGGUGGAGUCGGUAUGCAAGGCGUGCAGCUCGCCAAAGCCAUGGGCCUGCGCCCCGUAGCCAUUGACACGGGCGAGGACAAGGAGAAGAUGUGCAAGGACGUCGGCGCAGAAGCGUUUAUCGACUUCAAAAAGGUCGACAAUGUGGCCGAGGAGAUUGUUCGCAUCUGCGACGGCAUCGGCGCGCACGCUGUCUUUGUCACGGCCGUGCAAACGUACCCGUCUUCCAUCAGCUACCUUGGCGGCCGGGUGGGCGGGAAGGUCAUGUGCGUCGGCCUGCCUCCAGCGGGCACACUGCACAUCGACGUUGAUCCGAACCAGAUGUGCUUCAAGAAGCAGAGCGUCCAGGGCACGCUGGUCAGCAGCAUGGCUGACGUCGACAAGACACUGGAGUUUGCGAAGCGGGGGCUGCUGAAGCCCAUCUACACGGUCUACCCGUUGAGCAAGUUCAACGAGGCGGUCCAGAAGCUGAGGAGAGGCGAGAUUGUCGGCAGGGCGGUUGUGGAUUUCAACCAGGAGUAG